AUGCCACCAAAAAAGAAAACGGAGAAUACAAGUACCAUUCUCAAGUUGAAAAGAUAUACAUCUACUUUUAUAUUAACGAUUGAACCAUCACACUCAUUAGAGGAUAUCAAAUAUCAAUUGUGUAAUAUUAUCAACAACUCGGGAGGAUUACCUGCAAUUCAAGACCUGGAGGUGAAGAACGAAGAUGAAGAAGAUAUUGCAGUCCCAAAAUCAGAAUACAUCGAUGAUGUGGAUGAAAUCAAGGAAGAAGUACAAGACGAGUCGGCCAUAACUAAGGUACUGGUAGAUGAUAUACGAGUGGCCUAUCCAAAAGAUUCAACUCAGCCUUAUUCCAAUAACUGGAUUGAAUUGAGUGAAGAUAGUGAUAUUGCUGAAUUAAGUUUAAAGGAUUUCGAUAUAUUGGCUUUUGCAUAUGGUUCGGAAGAACAAAUUGAAAUUGUUGAACCAGCUUAUGAAGAAAACUAA
Messenger RNA from Candida albicans SC5314, 465 nucleotides. RefSeq lists its product as uncharacterized. Bases 1 to 465 code for a protein of 154 amino acids. The transcript is spliced from 2 exons. Lineage: Eukaryota; Fungi; Ascomycota; Pichiomycetes; Serinales; Debaryomycetaceae. The record is from RefSeq and is a predicted model, not a curated record.